Messenger RNA from Ochlerotatus camptorhynchus, 5237 nucleotides. RefSeq names its product collagen alpha-1(I) chain-like. The coding region runs from base 254 to 4939 and encodes 1561 amino acids. The transcript is spliced from 13 exons. Lineage: Eukaryota; Metazoa; Arthropoda; Insecta; Diptera; Culicidae. Gene Ontology annotation, molecular function: extracellular matrix structural constituent conferring tensile strength. The record is from RefSeq and is a predicted model, not a curated record. Gene Ontology annotation, biological process: extracellular matrix organization.
GCGCGCGCGGUUUGGAAAUUUGGCUCGGGUAGUGAUUAAAGUGAAAGUUGGAAAUUGUUGGUCAUCAAGUGGAUUUUUGGAAGUGAUGCAGCAGUGAUUCCUGUCUUCUUCCAAAGAGGAUAUCUGGAAGAAGAUCAACGUUCCUAGCCCACGCAAGCGCCUCUGCGUGCCCACCACCAGGAAGUGUUCGUGAAUUCAGAAACAAUGUGCUAAGUGUACAUACUGCUGCCGUAAGCAAUCGCCCAGUUCAGAAAUGAAGUUUCGAAUUAAGCAUACGGCACUGCUGCCGCUACUUUUGAUAACUGUGAUACUAGUCGAGCAGAUGCGAUGUGAAGACGAGGAAACGGUUCAGGUCAAGGUUAGGAAGGUGAAGAAGAGGACGAAAAAAGUCGGCAAGCUGAAAUCUCUGAAGCCGAAGGAGAGACCCCAGGCAGAUGCACCACCGUCGUACUCGGAGUACGACAACUACGAUAACUACGACUACGGUGAUGGGGAGCGGGAUUACGAUGCAGAAACUGCCAAUCGCCCCACGGAAUCCACCUUCCGCCAGCCGGAUGACGAAAUCCCGCGCGGUGAAGUUCCAGCUCCGCACAUCACCGUAAGCGUGAGUCCACUGGAACCGGAAUCGAUCGUACAGCCGUUCACCUGCUAUCACGAGGGUAAAUGGCACCGGGAGAAGGAUCAGUUCCAAUCGGGCUACAAAGGUUGCGCCACAUGCCAGUGCCGCAACAGCGUGAUCGUAUGCGAUGAAGCCGACUGUCCCAAGAUCAAAGCCGAUGUAAACGUGGAAAUAAUUCCACCUACGACUUCGACGACGUCAACCACAACGACAACAACGACAACAACGACAGAAACUCCAGAAUUUGAUGCCGCUCAAAUUGGCGGUCGGACUCCGUCGGGGCCAUCCGGUGUCCCUGGAGAAGUUGGAGUGCCUGGAAUUCCGGGAACACCAGGCGUUCCUGGAAUGCCGGGACCUCCUGGACCACCACCAGAUCUAUCAUUCUAUACGCAGCAGCUUCAAGAAUCAAUGGCCGGUUCAGAUAAAGGACCAUCUCCAGACAAUUUCCAGUUCAUGCAAGCCCAAGUUGGUCCCGUAGGUCCACGUGGUCCCCCGGGUCCAUCGGGUGUUGCUGGACCUCAAGGUUUCCAGGGAACACGAGGAGAGCCAGGUGAGCCUGGCCCAACCGGCGUAUCAGGUCCUUCCGGCCCACGAGGACUACCGGGUCCCCCAGGAAAAGAUGGAGCUCCGGGAGACGACGGUGAACAAGGCCCGCAAGGAAGCGUUGGACAGUCCGGUCCACGAGGAUUACCUGGAUUACCAGGAGUGCCUGGCAUGAAAGGGCAUCAAGGACUACUCGGUCAGGAUGGUCCGAAAGGUGAUCAAGGUACACCCGGAGAAAAGGGUUCAGUAGGAUCGGUUGGCCCAAUUGGUGCACCAGGAGCGAUAGGACCAGCAGGACCACGCGGUGAAAGAGGACGUGAAGGACCACCAGGGACUGCUGGAUUGAGAGGUAUCGAUGGCAUCGCAGGUCCUCCAGGACAACCAGGCCCAGUUGGCAAAUCAGGCCCACCAGGUUUUCCCGGAACACCUGGAAACAAGGGAGACAUGGGAGCACAAGGACCCAAAGGCAGUCAAGGUCCUCAAGGCCCUCGUGGUGAAUCAGGACGACCAGGUCAACCUGGAGAACCUGGUUUGAAUGGUCCACCAGGAAAGGAUGGAGCUACUGGUGAGAAGGGAUCCAGUGGUGCACCGGGUAUGGCUGGUCAACCUGGCUUCCCUGGACCCCGAGGAGCACCAGGUUCAAAUGGCAGUCCUGGAGAAACGGGAAUCAAAGGAGAACCAGGUCUACCCGGAGAACGAGGCUACAAAGGAGACUCAGGAAUAAAAGGCGAAGCAGGAGUACCUGGUCCGAGAGGAUUACCCGGUGCUGUAGGUCCAGAAGGCAAACGAGGCAAGCGUGGUAUGAAAGGUCCCACCGGUUUGACAGGUCCUCAGGGUGAGCGAGGAUUGCCAGGUGUUCCCGGUUUACCUGGACCAGAUGGAGCCCAAGGUGUUAAAGGACAAAGCGGAGAUCGAGGUGCUCUAGGCCCCCAGGGUAACAAAGGCUCAACUGGAGACCCAGGACCUCCUGGUCAACCAGGUAUUCAAGGAUUGCGUGGAAUGGCCGGUAGACCGGGUGCUCAAGGAAAGUCAGGAGUACCGGGAGAACGUGGACCUGCGGGAUCCGAUGGAAAGGUUGGAGAGCCAGGACAACAAGGCUUGCAAGGCCUUCCAGGCCCAAUAGGUCUUCCUGGAGAUAAAGGAUUCCCUGGAGAAUCUGGCAAGGAUGGUGAUAUUGGACCACAAGGAGCACAAGGACCACGUGGUGAUGCCGGCAAGGAUGGUCCACCGGGAAUUCCAGGACCACCAGGUCCACAUGGAAACGAUGGAGAUCGUGGCCCUCCAGGACCUGGAGGUCCACGAGGCUUCCAAGGCCUACCGGGAACACCCGGUAAUCCGGGAGCGCCAGGAAAAGAUGGUCAAACUGGUCAACCAGGUCCAGUUGGUCCAGCCGGUCAGCCUGGUAUCAGAGGCGAGCGUGGCUUCCCAGGAGAAAGAGGUCCAGUCGGUACACCAGGAACUCCAGGUCUUCGAGGAGAGCACGGUGCUCAAGGAAAUGACGGCCCACCGGGUUCACCAGGUCCAGCUGGUAUGAAAGGUCAUCAAGGAGCACCUGGUAUGAUUGGUAUGCCAGGAUUGAGAGGUCUUCCGGGUCCAUCUGGUGAAAAGGGAGAGCGAGGGGCUCUAGGUCCAGUAGGUCCUGAAGGUGCCGCAGGUCGACAGGGCGAACGAGGUCUUCAAGGUCCAAUGGGUCCAACGGGUCCCCCGGGAGAGCCUGCGGAGAAGGGAGAACCUGGUACACCGGGUAUUCCAGGAGAACCAGGGACACCAGGAGCAGUUGGUGAACGUGGACCAGUCGGACCACAAGGUUUGCAUGGAUUCCCUGGGCCACAAGGCACAAGCGGACUGCCUGGACCUAAAGGAGAUCGCGGUUCAAUGGGUUUGAAGGGAGAACAAGGAAACAGUGGUAAUCCAGGAAUGCCUGGUGAGACAGGACCUCAAGGUUUAAUUGGGUUGACUGGCAGCAAGGGCACUCGUGGUGAACCAGGAUUGCGUGGAGAAACGGGAUCAAUGGGUUCUCCUGGAAGACCCGGUGAUCAAGGUGCAGCGGGUCAACCAGGAAACCAGGGUCCCGCAGGAAUUGCAGGAAUUCCUGGUAUCAAGGGAAAUCCAGGAGACACUGGAAGAUCUGGAAAUCCUGGACCUCAAGGAAUGCCGGGUCAGCCUGGGCCAGAGGGAAUCAAGGGAUCGGCUGGUAGUGAUGGUCCGGCAGGUCCACCAGGAAAUCCAGGUCCUCAAGGCCCCCAUGGAGAUCGUGGAAUGCCUGGUCUUCCAGGACCAAGUGGUCAAUCUGGUGCCCGAGGUCUCCGGGGUGCUGCUGGAGAACCCGGACAAGCUGGUAAACCUGGAAACGAUGGGCCACCGGGUCAGAUGGGAAUUGCUGGACCACCUGGUCCUCAAGGUCACGCUGGAGAUCCGGGUAUUGAAGGCUCGCCUGGUAAACAAGGUCCAUCAGGAAUUGCUGGCCGAACUGGUGAUAAAGGACCGGUCGGUUCUCCUGGUAGUCAAGGUAUGCCUGGUACUCCUGGUCUUCCUGGUCCACCAGGACCACAAGGUCUUAUCGGUCAAACUGGUGAACGAGGAUUGCGUGGCGAAACAGGUCCUCAAGGUAUCGAUGGCCCUUCAGGUCCUCGCGGAAAACCUGGACCUCCAGGGUUAGAAGGAUCAAAGGGAGAUGUAGGAGAAGCUGGAGCAAAGGGUGUGAAAGGUCAUCGAGGUUUAAUUGGUCUGCAAGGAUUGCCUGGUCCUGCUGGUUCUCCUGGAGAUAAGGGUGAUACUGGAUCUGUUGGUCAACCUGGUAAACCUGGAGAAUCUGGACCACGAGGUCCUCCAGGUAGAGAUGGCUCACCAGGUCCACAAGGAAUGUUAGGUACUGUCGGACCCCGUGGUUCUCCCGGAAAUGAUGGAAAGUCUGGACCAGUGGGCCCAGCGGGUCCUCCAGGACCUCCCGGUCCACCAGGUGACGGAAUUGGGUAUGAUGCUGCAGCUUUGGCUGCAUUGCUUGGCCAUGGACAGAUGAGCAAUACUAAGGGACCUGAUCCGAACCAGGGCGAUGAACCAAUGAAGUUCAACAAAGUAUUUGAGCUAACCGAAGAUGAGAGACGACAAUUAGUGGAAACAGCUUUUGAACGACUGAAGACCACAUUCAAUACAUUUAAGAAACCAGAUGGAAAAAAAACAUCGCCUGCCAAAACUUGCAGAGACCUGUUCGCUGCCUAUCCGGAGUAUAAAUCUGGCCAUUACUGGAUUGAUCCGAAUGAAGGUGAUGUUCGGGAUGCUAUCCUGGUGUAUUGUGAUGCUGAGAAAAGAUCAUCCUGUAUUCUUCCGCAACCACUGCGGACCAAAGAACUGCACUACGUCGGCGAUGAGCAUGAAGUGUGGCUAGGAGAGAUGGAAACCGGAAUGAAGAUAACCUAUAAGGCUGAUAGUAACCAAAUCGGAUUCCUGCAAUUGCUGUCGGGAUCGGCCUCCCAGAACAUAACCUAUCACUGCAAGAACAGUGUAGCGUAUUUCGACAAGGAAAAGAACAGCUACCGUCAGAGCUUGAAGCUUCUAGCGUGGAACGAUGCUGAACUCACGGCGAGGGGACCCCAGAGGCUGCGAUACGAAACCGCUCUGGACGAGUGUCAGCAUCGAAUGUCUACGUAUGCUCAAACGAUCCUAACCUAUAAGACGGAGAAACCAACGAGGCUGCCGGUAAUCGAUAUUGCCGUACGGGAUGUCGGUGAGCUGAAUCAACAGUUCUGGAUAGAAAUCGGAGCAGUGUGCUUCCAGUAAGACAAAGUCGUUUAGUGAAUUUAAAAAAAAAGAAGUAUACUUUAGCUUAGGAUAAAUUGAUUUCAGUAUUAAUUUGAAUACAUGAAAUCGAAAAAAAAAACAACGACAAUUUUCAAGUCAGGUACUGCCACAGCAGUAACAGACACCACUGCCAAAGCAAUUGACACCAAAGAAAGUGAUAUUUUCGAGAGAUCUUGUAGCAAGGUUUUACAACUAAGUCUAGCGUAGGUUCCCCUUUGUAGUUUAUUAUGAAUUUAAGAAUGUGUGUGUACAAUAAAGAUAACAUUUAAAUGUUAAA